Molecule: messenger RNA, 1228 nt
Organism: Oncorhynchus tshawytscha (Chinook salmon)
Lineage: Eukaryota; Metazoa; Chordata; Actinopteri; Salmoniformes; Salmonidae
Product: phenazine biosynthesis-like domain-containing protein
Exons: 9
Coding region: 79-942 (287 amino acids)
Biological process (GO): biosynthetic process
Cellular component (GO): cytoplasm
Molecular function (GO): isomerase activity
Source: RefSeq, a predicted model, not a curated record
AAGUCCAUUUGGAGGCGUGCAGCUGUUAAACUUCUGCACUUCUCACUGGGAAAUCAGCAUAAGCCACUCUAAUAAGUAAUGGAGAUUCCAGUAUUCAUUGUUGAUGCAUUUACCAAUUUACCUUUCAAAGGAAAUCCUGCAGCAGUUUGUCCCCUUUUACAUGAAUUGCAGGAUGAUAUGUACCAGAAAAUUGCUGCUGAGAUGAACCUGUCAGAGACUGCCUUCAUCAUAAGGCUAAAUUCAAAAGAUGACUUCAGCUCAGGAGCACGCUUCCGCUUGCGUUGGUUCAGCCCCACCAAUGAGGUUCCUCUGUGUGGACAUGCCACCCUAGCUUCAGCCGCUGUACUGUUUUACAAAAAAAAAAAUGUCAACACAACAGUGGUAUUUGAGACUUUGAGUGGAGAGCUGUAUGUGCAACAACAGGGGGAAUCUAUAGUGAUGGAUUUCCCUCUGAACAAACCUACUCCGCUGGGUCUCAAUGAAUUUAAAGACAUAGUUAAUGCUGCUGUGGGAGACCAGCCGAUUCGAGAAGUGUGCCUCUGUGGCACCACCAAAAAGCUAAUGGUGCGCCUUGCUGACACUUGUGACAGGUCAGUGCUCACAUCCCUGCAGCCAGACCCAGCAGUUCUUCUCCGUGUAAACACUGGAGGAAGGGUUAGGGGUCUGAUUGUCACCAUGAUUGGAGCCCCUGGCUGUCAGCCUGGCUAUGACUUCUACUCCAGAAACUUCUCCCCCUGGUUUGGGAUUCCUGAGGACCCUGUGACUGGCUCUGCACAUACUGUCCUUGCAGGCUACUGGUCUGAGAAACUGGGCAAGAAAAAGAUGCUGGCCUAUCAGUGCUCCAGUCGUGGUGGGGAGUUGGAGCUGGAACUACGGGAUGAUGGCAGACUGAAUAUCGCUGGCCAGGCUGUAACCGUCCUGCAAGGGAUUCUAACUGUGUAGAGGCUAUACUGUUCACGUCGACCUAGCCAAAUAAUCUGUAGACCUAGCUGUGGCUACAGAUUUGAGUUUGAGAUUAACAAUUUGAUACAAUGGAAUAGUCAUUUAACAGAUGCUCUUAUCCAGAGCGAUUUACAGGUUUGGGUUAAGUGCCAUGCCAAGGGCACAGGCAGACUUUUCACCAAGUUGGCUCAGGAUUCGAACCAGCGACUUUUCAGUUACUGGCCCAACGGUCUUUAACCGCUAGUCUACCUGCCGCUCUAGUGAACACUCAGCAUACAAUCCUCAC